AUACCGAAUAAACCUUGCACUCUACCGUGUAAUCAGAAUAUGACAAACAAUAUACAAUGCAUCGGAAAACAACUUUGCAAGGCAGCGUUGUACUGUAUUAGUGCGCCAGUUAUUACAGAGGAGCAGUGCACAAAGAAAAAACGAAGACGGUGAAAGUUUUAUUUGUGAUUGUUUAUGAACAUAAUUUUUUUUUAAACAAAUGAUUUGAUUGAACUAGUAGCUCAGUCUAUUUGCUUGAUUGAACUAGUGGCUCAAUCUCCUAGCUGAACAUCCAAUAUUGGAGAAACGUUGCCCUUUCAAAGGAGAAGAAUCCAGAGGGGGAUAAUGGAACUGGACACAAAACCACUGCACCCAUCCGAAGAGUCGCCCACCUUGGGGAUAAUCAUCAAAUAUGUUUUCGUCGUGUGGAGCGUCGUACUCAUUCUGAUGGGUGCAAGCGCUUUUGGUGCAGGGGUAUGGAUCUUGAUGGAUGAAAAGUACUCGUUGAAUCUCAUCCAGGCUGUAACCUCCGUUCUGGUCUUCUCUGGAGGCAUGCUCUUCAUCUUGGGAUUCUUAGCCACCUGUGCGGCCUUGCUGGAACAUAAGGGGAUGCUCAUUGUAUACAUCGUCAUAUUGAUGGUUUUGCUGUGUAGCCAAGGAACAGCGUCUGUAAUAAUGGUAGUGAAGUGGAAAGCGAUUGAGAAUGAAUUAAAUGAGAAUCUGGUGAAAAAUGUGGAGGAAAACUACGACGGAAAGGUGAAGAGCGCCAGUGUAUUCAGUGCGGCACUUGACUGGACACAAGUCACUUUAUAUUGCUGCGGCAUCAACAAGUUCUCGGAAUUUCAGAAGGCCAAGAACUGGAAAGCCAGGGAAACCAAGAUGGUUCCCGAGACUUGCUGUAUUCUCACAAACCGGGACAAGUUCUUCUUGAAGGAGAAGCCAAAAGUAAAAGUCCGUACUUGUCCACAAGAUCCAACAGCCACUGAUUCCUAUAUCAGUACACCAUGCUUUAACGGGAUCAAAGAGCUAUUGAUGGAGAAGUGGAAGCUGUUCCUUGGAGUUCUUUGUGUCGUUUUAAUCUUCGAGGUCUCAGGAGUUGUCUUCUCCUCCUUUAUUUUAUGGAAAAUCCACAAGAAAGAACUGGAGAUAGUCUGAGACGGAUGCUAUGGGCAACCAACUCCAGCUGCUACUCCAUCUUACAUGUGCCUUGUUACUAACUAUAAACAUAACUGAAGAGUUCAUUGACAAAAUGCUGCAUACGUGAUAUAUACGAUUUUCCCUAAUUUUAGAGCUAUGGUGAAGGUGUACUGAUAUUAGACAGGGUUUAGGUGGAAGCCCGUAAAAUAUGAACAAUUUGGCAAAUUAUUUAGAAAAUCUGUCGCCAAAUUCAACAUUCAUUUAACCAAACAGCAAAAAUAGUGGUACAUGCAUCUAUGAGCGGGAGACGAUUUCAAAUUAGUAAUAAAAUUUAUCAUAUAAUAUCUUAUAUUUUCAGUGCAAAGUAUGUGAUGAUCACAUACUUUAAGAAUUUUUUUAACUUUGCAAAUUAGAUGUAAAUUAAUCGAGGUCACAGCACUAUGUUUAUUGACAUUUGA
Gigantopelta aegis is the source of this 1574-nucleotide messenger RNA. Its product is annotated as tetraspanin-18-like. Gene Ontology annotation, cellular component: membrane. The transcript is spliced from 8 exons. The record is from RefSeq and is a predicted model, not a curated record. Bases 325 to 1134 code for a protein of 269 amino acids. Lineage: Eukaryota; Metazoa; Mollusca; Gastropoda; Neomphalida; Peltospiridae.